AUAAAGCUCGAUUCGGCUAGAAGAAGCCCUGUUCUUCCGGGAAAAUGGCGACUCCCGCUCAUUCGCCGGAGUCCCUGCCCGCCGCGGAUCCGGCGCCCGCAGCGGGAGCUGUCGCGGACGUCGAGUGCCCGCCGCCUCGCCAGCCUCAGCUCCCGCAGAAUGUCCUCGCUGCCUCGCGGCUUCGAGCCCCAACCUCCCGAGGACUUGGGUCAGCGGAGUUUGGCAGAGCUGCGGGAAACGUUGAAGCGCCAGGAGAGACUUUUGCGCAACGUAAAAUUCAUUUGCAAAUUGCCCGACAAAGGUAGAAAGAUCAUAGACUCUGUCGCCAAACUGAAAGCUGCCAUUGAAGAACAUGAAGAAGUUAGAGGGGGAAGUGACCUCUUUCAUCCCGUUAAUUUAGACUGUAAGUGGAGGACAAAAGCAAGUACAGUUGUUGAUGUGGCAACAGAUACGGCCCAGAAUUCUGACCAGAUACUUGAUACUUCAUCACUAGUUCCUGGCUGCUCCUCUAUAGCUACCAUCACGUCGUCUCAGACAACCUCACAGCGGGGCCUGGUCCAUCCUACUCAUGGAGGCAAUGCUGAGGCCCCUGAGCCCGAACACUCAGUGAGCAAGUGCCCACCUUCCAGCAGCAGAGCCGCUGUGCCUUCCUCAUCUGAAGCCAGUGAGCGACUCCCUCAGCAUCACAUUUCAAGUCAAGUAGAGGAUCAUUCUAGCAGCUCGGAGAACCUGUUUAUUGAUAGAUUGCAAAGGAUCACUAUUACAGACCCUGGUGAACAUCACUCAGAAGGAAACCCGAGUCUGGAGAACUUGACUGGCCUUUGGCGUGGGCCACAGAAGAAGCCUCAUUACAUGGAAGUGUUAGAAAUGCGAGCAAAAAAUCCUCUGCCCCUACCACAUAAAUUUAAAACCAAUGUAUUACCUUCACAACAGCAUGAUUCAGUAAGUCAUUGUCAGGGGAGAGGGUCCCCUAUAUCCUCAGAAGAGAGGCGGCGCCUGGAUAGGAAGCAUCUGGAUGACAUCACGGCAGCUCGGCUUCUGCCACUACACCACAUGCCCACACAGCUGCUCUCCAUAGAAGAGUCGUUGGCACUUCAGAAACAGCAGAAACAGAGUUAUGAGGAAAUGCAAGCCAAGCUCGCAGCCCAAAAAUUAGCUGAAAGACUGAAUAUUAAAAUGCAGAGCUAUAAUCCAGAAGGGGAGCCUUUGAGGAAAUACCGAGAAGUAAGGGAUGAAGAUGAUCAUCAGUCUUCUGACGAUGAAUGCUAAAGAUGGGACUUGGAUCGUCUACGAAGUCUCUGCCUGUUGAGAUCCCUUAUCUCACAUCAGCCUUUCUAACAAGUAUCAAGAUCAAUGUUGGAGCUCGUUGAAAGAAUUGCAACACAAAGUUACCCAAGGAAGCUAUAAAAACAGCCCACUUUCAGAAAAUAACUUUCAUGUGCUUGAAAAGUUUAAUAUUUGAAUAAUGUAUUUAAUCACAUUGUGUUCAAGUUUUGGCAGUAUGUCAUGAGUUAACUGGUCAGAUAUUUUAUCGAAUGGUAGAGCACGUUUUUUUUUUCCCUCUAAGCCAAAUGAAAGCAGGUGACUAACUGCCUUUUUCUUAUUCUUACCUCUCUCAGAUAGCAUUUAUUACAUGUCUUUUGGUGAAUUAUUUCGAUGUCCCAGGGAUUACCUAAAAUGAGUUACUAAAAUAGAGUUCCCUCCUUUUUUUUGCAUAAUGAAGGGAACAGUCUAGGGAAUUUUGUGCACGUUUGCAUGGGGCUGUUGCAGAAUUGGAUGUGAAAUACCAGGGAAGACACAGAAAAUGCUUAAAUGUUUCCUUCUUCUGUCUUUGCUUAGGAAGAGUAUUUUUCUUCUGAUUAGGAAUAAGUGGUACUUAGCUGAUGGAGGGUGGAGAACCUUUCUAGAUGACCAGAUUUGCCUGGAUUAACAUGAGGUCAAGAAAAAGUCUAAGAUGACUGAUGUAGGUGAAAGGAAUAGUUGGCUUUGGCCUGAUUUGACUUCAUUUUUUUAAGAGAUGAUAGGUUCAAUUUGAUAAGAAACCCAAAACAUUUUUUAAAAGCUGCGAUUGGUUAUCAAUAUAUUGCUUCUCCCUCCCGUCACCAAAAGAGGCUUAUGUGGGCUGCAGAAACCUCAAUCUCAUAUGCCAUUUUAAAGGAUGAUGUGGUUGUCUCCAGAAAAAUCGACACCUGUGUUAGCCAAGAUUUCUUUGUCUAAUAUGUUAGCACCUUUAAACAGUGUGGAAAGAAUAAAGUCUUAUUCAGAGAAACUCCAAAAUGCUAAUGGUGAUGCUUUACUGGUGCUUGAUUAAAUGUUAACUUUAAAAGAGAAUUUUCAUCUAUGAAAUUUGAAUGAAAAUACAUUUAGGCAGAUGUCCUUGCAGUAGGAGAGACUCAGUUCUCUGCCAUGUCCUCCCAGGAGUGAGCACUGCUUCCUACCUCCCUUUUGCCACCUCCCCCUCCAAAAAGCAAAUGAAAAGUAUACACAGAAUAAAUACAUAUUGUUUCUGGAAAGCUAGGUAAUACGGAGGGUUCACAUGCAUGUACACGCAGUCUCCUGAAGUCCUACCCCCAGGAGGGCCUCUGUUAACACUUGGAUACAUGUUUACAUGCAUACUUCUCUGUGCAUAGCUAUACACUUACAUUUUUAAUAACGCAGUCACACUAUACACUGGUUACCAGUAUUCUGAUCAGUAUUUUGUAACCAUUUUCACAUAUAAAAUAUUUUGCAUUUUAGAUAGCUGCAGAAUAUUCCAUUUUAUAAGUAUACUGUAACUUUUAAAAGCAACUUGUUUCACAAUUUGUUAACGUAAUGUAACUUGAGAACAGUGGUGCAAUCAAUAUCUUAAAAGUAUAAUCACACCGUAUAAAAGUGACUUGUUUCCAAAAGGUACAGUCCUAGAAAUGAAUUGCUAGGUGAGAGUCUUAAGUCUUUGAGAAUAUCAGUCACUCACCACAAAGACUCCCUGAAUACCCUCUAGCAAUAUAUCAAACUUGUAGAAUUGCACGUUGCUAUUUAAAAUACUUGCAAAUUGAAUAAUUACAGAAUAGACUACCUUUACAAUGUGUGUUUCUUUGAUUACUAGGGAAGGGUGAGUGUUUUUUUAUGUUAAUUGACCGUUAACGUUCAUUGUUUUGAGCAUUGCUUAUUCAUAUCUUUCCCAUAGUCCUCAGGAGAGUUUGCCAUUUGUACUGGUUUCUAAGUUUUUUUUUAAAUUGGGAUGUCCAUCUUUUGUCAUAUGUUACUGUUUUCAUGUGUCACCUGCCUUUUAAUAUAAUCGAUGGUGUUUCUGAGUAGAAGUUGUUUUCUUUGGGCACCUACUUUUAAAGGUGUGUUAGAGCAUGCACCCUCCCUACCCCAAGGAUGGGUAUGGAUUUAUCCUUAUUUCCUUUCAGCAUUUAAAAAUUUUCACUUUUAUACUUAACUUGAAUUCAGAAGGAAAGUUUUAAUCCAUGUCAAAUUUGGAAAUAUGGUUUGAGGGGAAAUUUAAUUUUAAAACAUUUAAACUGUAAUGAUAUAGAAUAUUAAAUUCUAUGUCUUUGUGUCUUGGAUCUAUUUCUGGGCCUUCUAGUUUUUCCCAUUUUAAUAAUUAUGGCUUUAAUCACUUAUUAUUUGGUAGUACAAGUUCUCCCUUGUUCUUUUAAAUUUUGUGAAACAUACAGAAAAGUACAUAAAACAGAAGUGCAGUUUAGUGGAGCUGUGUAGCAAAUAGCCACGUAAUCACAAACCAGAUGCAGAAAAGCUACUGCCAGCUCUCUAAAAUCUUGUGUCUCUGCUAGGCUCCUCUCCCAAAGGUACCUACUAUCCUGACUUUAUGGCAAUACUUCUUCCCUUUUAAAAAAUGGUUUUGCCGGUUAUGUGUGCAAUGAUAUGGUUAGUUUUGCUGACUUUUGACUUAUAAAAAUGGAAUCAUACUGUG
Messenger RNA from Sus scrofa (pig), 3919 nucleotides. It is a transcript of the gene POLR2M, whose product is annotated as RNA polymerase II subunit M. The record is from RefSeq and is a predicted model, not a curated record. Gene Ontology annotation, molecular function: transcription elongation factor activity. Lineage: Eukaryota; Metazoa; Chordata; Mammalia; Artiodactyla; Suidae. Gene Ontology annotation, biological process: intracellular signal transduction; transcription elongation by RNA polymerase II; maintenance of ER location. Gene Ontology annotation, cellular component: nuclear envelope; nucleus; RNA polymerase II, holoenzyme.